AUGGCAGAAGUUUGGAAGUCUGCGUUUCUGAUCGUGACGUGGGUCAUUUCAGGUUUUUCGUUGGCUUCUGCUCAGGGUUGUGGCCGACCACCUGUUGCCGAGAACAGGAUCGUGGGAGGGUCAGACGCCACAGAGGGGAAGUGGCCCUGGCAGGUGGACAUACAGACAUCAGCGAACGGUCACAUCUGUGGAGGCUCUUUGAUUACUGCAGACUGGGUCCUCUCGGCUGCACACUGUUUCCCAAAUCCGUCAGAUUUGAGCUCCCACACCAUAUAUGCCGGUCGCUACCAGGUCAACAGCUACAACAGUCACGAGUCUUCCCAUGAACUGCGUCGGGUUGUGAUUCCUGAUGGUUACACGGAGCCUCACGGUGGUCUGGAUGUGGCUCUGGUUCAGCUGGCAACCCCGGUCACCUGGUCGGACUAUGUGCACCCCGUGUGCCUCCCCGCCUCCGGGACGCUCUUUCCCAGCGGCAUGCUGUGCUACGUGACAGGCUGGGGCAACAUCCGAGACAAUGUUCCUCUCCAGGGGGCGGGAAAACUGCAGGAAGUGGAGGUGCCAAUCCUGUCUCAGAGUUUUUGUCAGGAAAUGUACAACCUGAACCAAAAGGAGACGAUCGACAUCCUGCACGACAUGAUCUGUGCGGGGUACCAGAAGGGCGGCAAGGACUCCUGCCAGGGUGACUCUGGGGGCCCCCUGGUGUGCCAGAUGGUGAAUGGGACGUGGGUGCAGGCCGGGGUGGUGAGCUUUGGCCUGGGCUGUGCUCAUCAGAACCAGCCGGGCGUUUACGCCAGACUCACCAGCUUCUCCAGCUUCCUGCACCGCACGGUACCAGAGCUGCAGCUGUACGGCAGAGGGGACCAUGUGUGCGCCGGACACACACUGGUGCUCUUCUCCGGCCUCCUCGCUCUCCUCCACAUCCUCAACAGAUAA
Molecule: messenger RNA, 933 nt
Organism: Knipowitschia caucasica
Lineage: Eukaryota; Metazoa; Chordata; Actinopteri; Gobiiformes; Gobiidae
Source: the annotation of a GenBank genome assembly